AUGUCUAAAGUGUUCUUCGAUGUCGAAGUUGAUGGCCAACCAUUGGGUAGAAUUGUGUUCCAGUUGUACAACGAUGUGACUCCAAAAACGGCAGAAAAUUUCAGAGCCCUCUGUACUGGUGAGAAGGGGUUCGGUUAUACUGGAUGCCCAUUCCACAGAGUGAUCCCAGACUUCAUGUUGCAAGGUGGUGAUUUCACCCACGGUACUGGUGUUGGUGGCAAGUCGAUCUACGGCGGGAAAUUCCCAGAUGAGAAUUUUGUCAAGAAGCACGACAAGCCAGGUUUGUUGUCUAUGGCGAACGCUGGUCCAAACACCAACGGUUCUCAAUUUUUCAUCACCACUGUGCCAUGUCCAUGGUUGAACAACAAGCACGUGGUGUUCGGUGAAGUGACCGAGGGUAUGGAUGUUGUUAAGAAGAUUGAGUCUUUGGGUUCUUCUUCCGGUGCAACCGGGGCUCGGAUCAUAAUUGGGAAGUCUGGUGAGCUAUAA
Eremothecium cymbalariae DBVPG#7215 is the source of this 489-nucleotide messenger RNA. It is a transcript of the gene CPR1, whose product is annotated as peptidylprolyl isomerase CPR1. The record is from RefSeq and is a predicted model, not a curated record. The transcript has a single exon. Gene Ontology annotation, molecular function: peptidyl-prolyl cis-trans isomerase activity. Gene Ontology annotation, biological process: protein peptidyl-prolyl isomerization; protein folding. The coding region runs from base 1 to 489 and encodes 162 amino acids. Lineage: Eukaryota; Fungi; Ascomycota; Saccharomycetes; Saccharomycetales; Saccharomycetaceae.